UGCAUUUUUACGGUCUUGGUAUCGUCCAGUAAGGAGGAUGGAGUCCAUGGUGACUUUAAUUUCUGCACAACUCUGAUUUCUUUCUUUCUCAAUCAGGAAACUACAAUGCACAGCUUCGCAGAAGUAGAGCGCGAGGCUAUCACAGCGGUGUUCAGGAUCAACAACAGCUUUCCCACUCCCUUGUCGGCAGCUGUCAACCAUGAGACAGACACUUCCAACGGGACCCGUUAUAUCUCAAUUUCCACGGUGUGGAGUCAGGUGGAACACACCAGGGCAACCCGUCUAUCCUUCUCUCAGAGCUGGACUCUACAGUGCGACCGCAAGAGUGUGCUGCAAUGCCUUCCACCAUCGCCCUGCACACACACCAACAGAGAGUUACUUAACAGCUACUCGCCUUCAGGAACUUAUCAGGCGGUUAUCAGUCAGGCAUCAGGACGCCAGUAUCUGGAGGUAUGGUCCAGCAGUGGUCUGCAGACGAGCCUGGAUCUCACGGCUCUGAAUGUGCAUGGGGCUGUGUAUGAGGAUGGUAACUGCCCUUAUGCGUGUCUGGCCUGGACGGCAAGUGAGCGCCGGCUGCUCUAUGUUGCUGAGAAGAAGAGGCCAGCCAAGGCAGAGGCAGAGCCGCCUUCAUCACCUCCGCCUGCUUUCUCUUCAUCGGCCCGGGCAUCUCCUGGAGAGGCGUUUGAUGAUAAGAAUGUGUAUGUGGAGGACUGGGGAGAGGGCCUCACUGGUCGGAGCUCGUCUGUGUUGUGUGUAGCUGACCUGGACAAAGGUGAUGUGACCGUCCUCAAGAACGUCCCACUGCACACAAGCCCUGCCCAGGCUCUUUGGACUCCAGAUGGAGAAGGCGUGAUCUAUGUUGGGUGGUUUGAGGAUCCUUUCAGACUAGGCUUGAAGUUCUGCUCCAAUCGCAGGUCCGGUUUGUAUCACCUAGAUUUGCAGGGCCAUCUUGAGAACUUGACAGACUGGUCAAUCACUGGUCAGAGUGUGUCGUGUCCUCGCCUUAGUCCUGAUGGACGCUGGCUGGUGUACCUGAAGGGGGAAGUGUUUGGACCUCACCACCAGUGCCUCAGCCUCCAGCAGUAUGACUGGCAGACCAAGAAGACCUCUGUGCUGCUGGAUGUUGUGAAAAGGCCAAAGCCAGGAGAAUUUGCAGGAAUUUAUGAGGCUUUGCCAUCACGUUGUUGGUCCGCAGACAGUCAAAGGAUCAUCUUCAGCAGCGCUCGUGGAAACUACAAGGAUCUUUUUGUGUUGGAUAUAAUAAGCAAAAGAGUGACUCGGCUCUCAGACACCUCUGAGUUUGGCUGUUGGAAGCUGCUGCUGGUUCAUAAUGACCUGCUGGUGGUCAGCUGUUCGGCCCCCAACUGUCCCCCACGCCUGAGGGUGGGUUUCCUGCCUCCUGCAGGUGGAGAGGCUGGGAUCUCCUGGGUGACCCUGAAUGACCCCUCGUUGAACUGUGAGCUGGAGUGGAGGGCGCCUGAGUUGAGUCCUGCUCCCCAGGAGGAGAACGUCCAGUUCUCGGGUCUGUGGAUUGGGGUGUUGCUGGUGAAGAGGGUCGUUCGUGACCGCUCGAAGCUACCUUUGGUGGUCUUCAUUCAUGGCGGUCCACACUCUCAGUUCUGUGCAGAGUGGAUCCCCAGCGUCGCAGCUUUGGCCAGUCUGGGCUACGCUGUGCUCAUGGUGAACUACCGUGGCUCUACUGGCUUUGGGCAAGAUAGCAUCCUCUCUCUGACUGGGAACAUUGGUUGCCAGGAUGUCAAGGAUGUACAGAGGGCCGUUCUGUAUGCACUGCAGGAUGAUGUGACCCUUGACCCCCAGCGAGUUGUGGUGAUGGGCGGGUCACAUGGUGGCUUUCUGGCCUGUCAUCUUGUCGGUCAGUACCCAGACUUCUACAAAGCGUGUGCAGCCCGCAAUCCUGUUAUCAACGCUGCCACACUUGUUGGCACUAGUGAUAUAGUGGACUGGCGAUACUCCUCUAUAGGACUGAAGUACUCAUUUGGGCAGCUGCCCACUUCAGAGGCCCUGAGCCUCAUGCUGGAGAGAUCACCCAUCAUACAUGCAGAACAGAUCCGUGCGCCUGUGUUGCUGAUGUUGGGAGCUAAAGACAGGAGAGUGUCCCCCCACCAGGGCCUGGAGCUCUACAGAGCACUGAAAAGCAGGCACUCCCCUGUCAGGCUGCUGUGGUUUGUGGAGGAUGGCCACUCUCUUGGGAGUGUGGAAACUCAGGCAGACUGCUUCAUCAAUAUUGUGUUAUGGUUCCAGCAAGCUUUGAAAUUGAAGUGACGUUGAGACAGCGCACACACACACACACCCUCUCUCCUCCUUUCAUAAGCUCCCUACUACAGUGACAAUACUGUGUUUUAUAGCAAUGUUUUGCAGUGGUUAUUAUGAGACUCAUAAAGCACGCUGAGACUUGACAUACUGGA
Molecule: messenger RNA, 2426 nt
Organism: Alosa alosa (allis shad)
Lineage: Eukaryota; Metazoa; Chordata; Actinopteri; Clupeiformes; Clupeidae
Gene: apeh2
Product: S9 family peptidase
Exons: 22
Coding region: 106-2283 (725 amino acids)
Biological process (GO): proteolysis
Molecular function (GO): serine-type endopeptidase activity
Source: RefSeq, a predicted model, not a curated record